Trichoderma harzianum CBS 226.95 is the source of this 1647-nucleotide messenger RNA. RefSeq lists its product as hypothetical. The coding region runs from base 1 to 1647 and encodes 548 amino acids. The transcript has 4 exons. Gene Ontology annotation, molecular function: FAD binding. NCBI's taxonomy places the organism in Eukaryota, Fungi, Ascomycota, Sordariomycetes, Hypocreales, Hypocreaceae. The record is from RefSeq and is a predicted model, not a curated record.
AUGUCGUCUGCUACGCACCUAACAGACUCUCUUACUGUCCUUAGAACGGAUGUGUUGAUCGUCGGCGGUGGCCCUGUGGGCUUGUUUACCGCCUAUCAACUAGGAAUGCUGGGAAUGAAUACUAUUCUUGUUGAAAGAAACCACUUCACGACCAAAUUUCCCAAGAUGGACCUCACUCACGAACGGACCAUGGAGAUAUAUAGAAAAGCUGGCCUUGCCUCCCUUUUGAGAUCAAGCGGUGUGCCUGUGACACACGGUUUUAACGAAAUCUAUGCAACAGGUCUAGGCGGUGACGGCUACCACAUGGCCCAGAUUGAGGGCCUUUCUCCAAAACAUAAAGAGAAAGAAGAAAACAAGUUAAACGAUGGCUCAGUCCCACUUGAGUUGCCGUUGAGACUCUCUGGAAUAGUGUACGAGCGCGUCCUGAAGUCUGCCGUCGAACGACUACCAAAUGUCUACGUAUACUGGGGCCACAAGUUUGAAGCACUCGAAGAGACCGAAGACUGUGUCUACUCUACUAUUGUAGAUCCCAGUGACAAACGAAUCGUCAUCAAAUCUCGGCCACUUAAUAUGCUAUUGAUUCACUUCAUAUCAAAUGAUGCCGCGAAGAUAUCGAAGCAUGGCGAGUUUUGGCACCUAUACAUAGGAAACGGAGCCGUCGUCAUAAACCAAGACGGCAAAAACACCUUUACAAUGCAGAUUCCUGUUACCCCCCGUAAUAAUUUUGAGGAAGGCGACAAUGUUGAGGAGUUUAUCAACAAGAAACUUGGGGGCUGGGGACAGCCUUCCGACAUCAAAGUAGAUGAAGUUUGUGUAAUUAGUCGAUGGGAAGCUGCUGUCGCUCUUGCGGACUCCUUUCGAUCGGCAAAUGGGAGAGUAUUUCUUUGCGGAGACUCUGCUCAUCGUUUGACGCCCGCUGGGGGUCACGGUCUGAACUCGGGUAUCAAUAACGUCUUCAAUCUGACCUGGAAGCUUGCUGCAAACGUACAUGGUUGGGGAGGAGAAACCCUCUUGGAAUCGUAUAGCAAGGAGCGCAGAUCUGCCGCGGAGCUAAACAUAGACAUGGUUCGGAAAGCGAUGGCGGAAAUUGUGAUUCCCCGAUUCGGCAGCAUCGAACGAGACGAACAAGAGAAACUCGUUGCCGAUUCAGAAGAAGGACGUGAGGCACGACGCUUAAUGGCGGAAAAGUUCAUGCUUGGAGACUGGCUUCACAAGCAGCUCGGCAUCACACUGGGCCAUCGGUAUAGAGACACUCCGGUUAUCAUCAGUGACACGUCCUCUGCGGAACCUCGUCAGUCUGUUGCUGAUUACAUUCCGAGCACCUGGCCUGGAGCUCGAGCACCUCACGUCGUUCUUAAUGAUGGACAGACGAGCAUUUUAGAUCUUUGUGGACCGAGUUUCACUAUUGUUGACUUUACAACAUCGGGUGAACAGGCAGACGAGUUUUGUGCUGCUGCAGAGGAGUUGCAAGUUCCUCUAAAAAGGCUUCAUCUUCCGGAUGAAACUCAUUGCAGAAUGAUAUGGGAGCGAGAUGUAGUUCUGGUGCGUCCUGAUUUGUUUGUUGCUUGGAGGUCUUCCAGCUGUGGAGUGACUGAAGAGAAGGUCAAGGCCGAAGAUAUUCUCUUGAAAGUGGUUGGGAAAGCAUAA